Amborella trichopoda is the source of this 1515-nucleotide messenger RNA. Its product is annotated as haloacid dehalogenase (HAD) superfamily protein. Gene Ontology annotation, molecular function: phosphatidylglycerophosphatase activity. The record is from RefSeq and is a predicted model, not a curated record. Gene Ontology annotation, cellular component: cytoplasm. Lineage: Eukaryota; Viridiplantae; Streptophyta; Magnoliopsida; Amborellales; Amborellaceae.
CUCACCAGAAAAAAAUUGGUUUCUAGCUCUUUCGAAGAUAAUCUCACGAGCAAGCUCUUAUUUUAGGCUAGAGAGAGAAAGAGUGAGUUUUGGUGCCAUAGAAGAGAGAGAGAGGGAGGGGGGUGGGUGGGAGCUAUUAAUGGGAACUCUCCCCUGUUUUAGCCCAUUCCUCUCUCUCUCUUCAACCAAGAUUCCUUCUCUCUCUAGAAUAAGACCCAUCAUCGCCAUGUCCUCCAAAGCCCCUGAUACACCAACAGUGACCACAUUAAUGGUUACUUCUCCUCUCUCUAAACCUUUGUUACCAAAACCCAUUUGGGCUAAGCUUGGUCAGAGGCUCAAUGUUGCAGGGAUGUUGUCUUUUUUGGCUGUGAUUUUGAGGGACCAAGAAAUGGCUCUUCCUCACCUCAGGGCACAGGACUUGAGGUGGGUUAAUUGGGCUGAGCUCAAGAGGCAGGGGUUUGAGGGUGUGGUGUUGGAUAAAGAUAAUACUCUCACUGCUCCUUACUCUUUCUCUCUCUGGCCUGGACUUGGUAGCUCUUUGGACCAGUGCAAGUCUGUGUUCAAGGGAAAGGUCGCUCUUUUCAGCAACUCCUCUGGGCUCUUGGAGUAUGAUUCGGAUGGAUCGGAAGCGAAAGCCUUGGAGAAGUUGCUUGGAGUGCAUGUGAUCAGACAUGGGACAAAGAAGCCAGCGGGUACAGCUGAAGAAAUUGAGAAGUACUUCAACUGUGAGGCUUCUCAACUGGUUAUGGUUGGGGAUCGCUAUUUUACAGAUGUUGUGUUUGGCAAUAGAAAUGGAUUUCUAACCAUCUUAACACAACCAUUGAGCCUGGCUGAGGAGCCUUUGGUUGUGAAGCAGGUCAGGAAAUUGGAAGCUGCUUUAGUGAGUUCUUGGUAUCAGAAAGGCUUGCAGCCAAGAAAGCACAGUCGGCUCUCUGAUGAGAGUUGUUGUGUGCAAGAUCCAGCUUCUUAAGCUACCACUAUAUCUUUGUCGCUUCAUAUUCAUUCGGCUACCUCAACUUGGUGGCCUGUCUCAACAUCAACACAAAAAAAAAACUCGGGCGGUCCUUUUCUAGCAUUGAUGGUGCUUCUGUUACUGGAGAGCAUGCCCAACCAUGAUAGCCACCUACUCUUUUAUGGUGAGCAUGCAUAUAUGUAAACCCAUAUAUGCAUACAUGGAUGUGUCCAUUCACAUUAGCGUUUUCAUUUAUGCAUGCAUGGUCAUCCAUUUUCAAUUUUUGGGGAAUUGGUGGUGCAUCUGCAGUCUACAUAAACAGCAUACCUGAUUAACCAGCAGGUUCUAUAGAAGUUGAUAGUCCUUUCUCUUUAUUAGUUUGUAGAAGUUGAUGUUAUUUUAAUGUAGACAAUUCAAAGUUCUUGUCUCAUUUGAUGCCCAGCAAUUUAAACUCUUAUCAGUUUUUAUUCAAUCAGUUAUUUGAGAUUGUUAUUUCUUUGAGAUUAUGAUCUUAUGUAACUCAAACAAUUUCUUAUACAGUUGUGCAACUCAACUAUUUUUUA